Molecule: messenger RNA, 1159 nt
Organism: Capsicum annuum
Lineage: Eukaryota; Viridiplantae; Streptophyta; Magnoliopsida; Solanales; Solanaceae
Product: protein seele
Exons: 9
Coding region: 250-825 (191 amino acids)
Source: RefSeq, a predicted model, not a curated record
GGGAAAGAACAUGAAAUAGACAACUUUUGAUAAUAAUAUAGAUAGGUAGUCGUUUUAUUUUCAACGGGUUCAUCCGACGUGGUAACUCAAAUAAACAAACUCAAACGUGGCGAAUUCUGAUUGGAUAACGACACCUAUGCCGGGCGAUGACGUGUCUCUCCGUUCUCAUUCAAAUAGUUCGUUCUACAUAGCGCUUCUGCAGAUUCCGGCACCGGCAGAAUUUUUCAGGAAGGAGGACAAAUCGGUAAAAUGGCGAUUCAGCUACAUAGGAGAUCUAUUUCAAUUGUUGCAGUUGCUUUUUUAUUUGUAUUACCAGCUGCUUUUUGCAUCGAUGAUAAAUGUUCUGCUUGCUCCGCUAUUGCUGAGGAGCUAGAGCAUGGACUGUUGAAAGAAAAGCCAAGAAACCAUUUAGACAUGAGACAUCGCCUGGAUUCUAAAGGUCAGCGUGAAGGGAAACUUAUUGAUUACAGAGUCAGUGAGCUGAGAGUUGUUGAACUCUUAGACGGCCUCUGUGAAAAGAUGCAAGAUUAUACACUGGAGAAGGUGGAUUCAAACACAAAAACUUGGAUCAAAGUAGAUGACUGGGACAAUCUCAAGACUAAUAAGCAAGAAGCUCGAGCACAUUCAAAAGCUAUGUCAUCCUUCUGUGGAAGGUUACUCGAGCAAACUGAAGAUGAGUUAGCAGAACUGAUAAAGAAAGGAUCUGUCAAAGUUGGAGAUGUAACCAAGGUAUUAUGUGAAGAUCUAAGCAAGUAUUGCAACGGGACAAGCGGUUCCAAUAAGGCAGUACAUGAAGAGGACGAAGAUACAGACCGAGAACUUUGACUUGAUCAAUUGUUUUAUAUCCUGACUGGUUGAUAGGGUAAAGAAAGAAGAUUGUCCCUCUCUUAAACCAGGAAAGCAGAUUAUUUCGAUAGAAGUAGAAGCAGUUUUUUACGUGUCCUAUGUCAUCUUCUGCUAUCUUUACGUAAUACAACAUGCAUGUUCUUCCCUCCUUUUUGUUGGACCAUGUAUCAGGCAUCACAAGUUGUACUCGAGGUUAACUAAUUUUAUCGAUGAACAACAUCUAUAUUAUCGUCCUUUUUGUUGGACCAUGUAUCAGGAAUCGCAAGUUGUUCUCGAGGUUAACUAAUUUUAUCGAUGGACAAUAUUUAUAUUA